Messenger RNA from Pygocentrus nattereri (red-bellied piranha), 1206 nucleotides. RefSeq names its product cyclin-dependent kinase inhibitor 3 (gene cdkn3). The record is from RefSeq and is a predicted model, not a curated record. Gene Ontology annotation, biological process: protein dephosphorylation. The coding region runs from base 281 to 907 and encodes 208 amino acids. Gene Ontology annotation, cellular component: nucleus. NCBI's taxonomy places the organism in Eukaryota, Metazoa, Chordata, Actinopteri, Characiformes, Serrasalmidae. Gene Ontology annotation, molecular function: protein tyrosine phosphatase activity. The transcript is spliced from 8 exons.
AAAAACACAUGCGCUGUUUUAACUCACCUGUCCUAAUUAAAGGACACAAACAGCUUUAUUUUGGUGGACUGGUCCUUCCACACAGGCUGUGGCGUCUAAAACUGUCCAGCAGAGGCCGCUGUUGAGCCGACGGCUGCUUUGUUGCCAUAUAGUGGGCGGUGCGUGUUGCCAUGGGCUGGGCGUGCCGCUCUUCAUUCUCCCCGCUGAUUGGCUGCUCGCUCUGAGCCUGAGCGUUUGAAAAAUAAUAAACAGCAGCGGCGCAGCGCGAAGCUCCGCAGUGAUGAAGAUAAGUGAGUUUGAUUCGUCUGAUGAAGAGGAGGAGGCAGGAGAUGAAGAACACACUCCUCUGCAGAUCUCCUGGUUGUCCCUGUCGGUGGUCGAGUGCUCUCAGUUUUUGGGAAUUUGCUCUUUGCCAGGCUGCAGAUAUAAAGACAUCAGAAGAAACCUGGAGAAAGAUGUUGGUGAUCUGUGUGCGGAGGGCGUGGAGGACGUCUUCGUGUUCUGCACGCGUGCGGAGCUGGUGCGGUAUCGAGUGCCGUGUCUGUUGGAGCGCUACACAGAGCGCGGCCUCGUCGUGCACCACCUGCCCUUUCCUGACGGGGGCGCCCCGGAGAUGCCUCAGUGCUGCCACAUCCUGGAGGAGCUCCAGCUCAGCCUGCAGAACCAGCGCAGAACCGUCAUACAUUGUUAUGGGGGUCUCGGCCGUUCUGGACUCAUCGCUGCGUGUUUGCUGCUGCACCUGUCCGUCUCCAUGACGCCCAGUAAGGCCAUAGACAUCCUGAGGGAGCUCAGAGGAAGCGGCGCCAUCCAGACCGUCAAGUACAACUUCCUCCACGAGUUCCGGGAGAAGCUCGCAGCCUAUCAGGAAACCAAAGGGACCGUUUCGGAGCGAUCCGUCUCCAGAUAGAGACGCUGAGUCUGCGCUAAUCAUCGCUUUUAAAUCCACGGAAUCUGAUCCGGAGCGCCGCUCUCCGUUUUAGCACUGCGAUCAUGGAAACGGAGGAAGUUAGCGGGUUUUUGGCACUUUAAACGUUGAUUGUUUAUUCUCUACUUGAUUUAAUGUCCAGCUUAUCCAGCACCUCUGCACCAGCCUGCGGACACACCGAGCACCAGGCCUUCAUCUUUAAGAGAUUAAAUAUGCUUUAAUGUUUCUCAGCGAACGGCUUUGAUCUUCUACAGCUUCAUUAAACUCUUCUGUGAACAGCG